AUGGAAGCAGACAUGGUGCUGGAGAAGGAGCUGAGAGUUCUGCUUGUGGCAAGUAGCACGAGGACAGUGACUGCUGGGACCUGCUGGGACAGGCUGCUCACGAAAGAUGCCAAUGACAGCUUUGCCACCUCACUUUCUGACACUUUUGCAAUUGGCAAACACAACAAACCACAUGUAUCCCUGCCCAUGGAAAGUGAAUCCACUUCAUUAUUGCUGAAGAGAAAAGAGAUUAGCAGCCAAACAGUGAACAAAAUAGUCUCUAAAUUUUCUGUGAAGACCCUGAUUGAUCGUUCUUGCUUUGAAACAAUUGAUGAUUCUUCUCCUGAAUUUAAUAAUUUUGCAGCUGUUCUGGAACAAAUUCUAAGUCACCGGCUAAAAGGUCAAGUAACCUGGUUUGGUUAUGAAAGUCCUCGUAGCUUCUGGGACUACAUCAGGGUGGCUUGUCGGAAAGUUUCUCAAAACUGUAUCUGCAGCAUUGAAAAUAUGGAAAAUGUCAGUUCCUCCAGAGCUAAGGGUAGAGCCUGGAUCAGAGUAGCACUCAUGGAAAAACAUUUGUCUGAAUACAUCUCUACAGCUUUGAGAGACUUCAAAACAACCAGGAGGUUUUAUGAAGAUGGAGCCAUUGUCUUGGGUGAAGAAGCAAAUAUGCUUGCUGGCAUGCUGCUUGGACUCAAUGCUAUCGACUUCAGCUUCUGCCUAAAGGGAGAAGGAUUGGAUGGCACCUUCCCUGCUGUAAUAGACUAUACACCAUAUUUGAAGUUUGAGCAAAGUUCUGAUAGCAUUAGCAGUGAUGAGGAAGAACUCAGGACUUUUGGAAGCAGCGACAGUGAAAGCAGCACUCCAGAGAAUGUGGGGCCUCCUCUCAUCAUGGAUGAGAACAGCUGGUUCAACAAAUGUAAGAGAGUGAGACAAAAGUACCAGCUUACCCUGGAGCAGAAGGGUUAUCUUGAAGAACUCUUACGGCUUCGUGAGAACCAACUUUCUGACUCUGUAUCUCAGAAUAAAGUACUACUUCAGAGGAUUGAAGAUUCUGAUCUGGCCCACAAGUUGGAGAAGGAACAGUUAGAAUAUAUCAUUGUGGAGCUUCAAGAUCAACUGACUGUGCUAAAGAAUAAUGAUUUAAGAUCAAGACAAGAGUUAACUGCCCACCUCACCAACCAGUGGCCUUCCCCAGGAGCUAUGGAUGUCAAUGCUGUUGCCUUGGAUACGUUGCUUUACCGAAAACACAAUAAACAGUGGUAUGAUAAAAGUUACCAAAGCCUUGACCAGUUAUCAGCAGAAGUUAGCCUUUCUCAGGCCUCACUGGAUCCUAGCCAUUCACAAGAAGAUGGGAAACAAGACUCAUUCAAUUUCAUCGGUGAAGGUAAAGAAGAUACCCCCUCUCUGCUUGGUCUCUGUGGGUCACUAACAUCAGUGGCAAGCUACAAGUCCCUCACGAGCCUAAAAUCCAAUGACUGCCUUGCAAGUCCCACAGCUGAGAUGACAAGUCCAGGCCGGACUCCAUCCUGAAAGACUACAGAAAAACCCAAAGUUUCUGUUCUGUAAAUAUUCAGUUUCCAUACGUUUGACUGCUGGGGAGAUAUUUGAAAUUUUAUAUCAUUCUGGUACACUCUUGACAUUUUGUUCUUUGGGGAUUUCAGCCCAGCCCAUGUGAAGUCUGAGGGAAAGGCAUAAUAAUCUGCUAUUUUUCUUUUUUCAAAAAUCUUACAUUUGUCAUUGAAGAUGUUUAAAAUUGAAAUGGCUUUAAAGAAAUCUUACAAAGAUUGUCUGAAUCUGUUGUAAACUGUACAAAGUUGUUACUCAACUGAUUUUUAUAUAUUUGUUUAAAUUCAUCUUGGUGUGCAGAGGCUGGGCUCAGGUUUUAUUGAGAGUUAAAAUUGGUGUUUUCUUUGACUCCUUUAUUUGGUGGUUAAGUUGGCACAGAAGACAACUAAUUUCAUGAAGGAUUUCCUAAGUUCCGAUGUCCACAUAAUAUGUUUGUACAGGAGAAGGCUCUCAGCCACAGCGAUACAAUGGCUCAUUUAGUUUUUCUUUUAUCAUUUGGUAACCAACUUCUAGCAUUUCACAGUUUUUUUGCUAUGUACCUUUUUAGGAAUUUGCUGACUUAAUUUGUAAGGUAUGUAGGAAAAGCAUUUUGUAUCUAAGAAAAUGAAAACAUUUCUUAGACGUACUUUCUCAGGAUUUUCUUUUAAAAUUAUCCAUUUUAAAAUGUGAUCAGGUGUGCCUGGGAAGUUGGAAAUAUUCCAAAAUGCAGAACAAACAUCGGAAAGGUGAUGUUUUCAUCAGAAAUUUCCAGUUUAAUUAAGGAUUUGAGAAGCUUUUAAAUGAAGAACUCAUGAGUGGCCAGCAUACCUGACUGGAUAUAUGUCUGAGCUACAAUUCUGUGUCCCCCCUGUGUGCAACAUUUAAUUAUACCUUGAUGUGUCACACCCUUUACCAUGACCUCAUUUUAAAAACUGAUCUUAGUGUUUAAAAAUCCUAUACAUCUAUGGGAAAAGUGCUCUUUUAAUGGCCAUGUUUCCAAAUCUUUUUGCUGUUCUUGAAACAACUACACAUGUCCCAAAAAUUCCACCAUAUUGAAAAUGUAUGAAGUAUAUUUUCUGUAAUGAGUGAUAUGAGGAUAUAAGUGUGCCAAAGAAGUUUUUUAUGUUGUUUACACGAAGACGUCACAAAACUUACUGGGGACUUCAGGAGGUGUUUUUGUUUGUUAAUUUUAUAUUUAAACCUAGCAGCUGUGACAUGGAGGAAGCUGUUCCUCCUAUAAGACUGUGUGUCCAGAGUGUAGGGAUUGGAGGUUCUUGGAAAUGCUUGGAGCUUAGUCUCAUGAUGUGGAAUACAAAGUAAUCAAUAGUGAUGUGACCUGUCUUACAGUGAGGCAGGAUACAGAUAGUCACUUCAGGGGCAAAGGAGGGCUGGAUGCUUGUGACAGUCUUCGUUUUGGAUGUGUCAGAACAUGCUGAGAGCUUCCUUCCCACAGCUGAAGGCUUUAAUGCUUAUACAAAUGCAUAUGUUCUUGGAAAAUGGCACCUCCAGCUGUUCUGAGGAAUGUACACUGCAUUAAGAACUCCGGUGUCCAAAGCUGCUUUUAAUUAGUGUGAGGGAUAGAGAAUGAGGACCCCGGGCCUGAGGAGGGAAUGAGGAAAUAGAUGGUCAGGAGAACUUGGGGAAUUUUAGGCUAGUUAAGGGCACGCCUCCACUUUUCUAAGAACUAGCAAAAUGUUUAAUGCUUUAUCAUCCUGACCUGCUCUCACCUGACAUUUAUGAUUCUUUCAUAUAUUAAAACCUUGGUAAGAUCUUUUCAUACAUUUUUUAUAAAGUAGAAGGGAAUACAAGAUUCCCUAAUUGGUACACUUUUUCAGAUUUGUCUGAUAGAAAUGCUAGUUUGUGCACGUAACCCUGCUGCAAGCCGCAGACUAAGACAUGACACCUGAGGAUCAAGGCUUUCCCUCCAUUCUUGGAGCUCUUGGUAUAAAAUUCAUCUGCUACUAUGAAAUCCAGGUUUCUGCAGUUCAUUUCAGACCAGAGGAGAGUUUAUAAAUGUUUGCAUGAAUAAACCGUAUGUGUCUCAAUCUUUAAUUUCCAAUGGUAGUCUUUAUUUUUCAGACCCCCCACAAAGAAUGCUGAAUUAUGUCUCUUUCCAUGUGUAUUUUGUUGCCUUGAUGUACUAUAUUUGUUGCAUGUAUA
Messenger RNA from Cricetulus griseus (Chinese hamster), 3684 nucleotides. The record is from RefSeq and is a predicted model, not a curated record. NCBI's taxonomy places the organism in Eukaryota, Metazoa, Chordata, Mammalia, Rodentia, Cricetidae.